AUGGAGGAAUGUAAAGCAAAAACAAUAUAUUUUGUUCCACGAGAAGAUAUAAGUUUGGGGUCGUUUCGGUUUAAAGAGACCGGAUAUAGACUUAUAGAGCGAUUGUCAGAGAAGAAGAGAACAACAUUCGAAAACAGAGCUAGCAUUGUUUCGUCAUCACACGUAAUAGUGAAUAUGACAUCCGGCAAAAUAGGUCGGACGUACAUUGUACAACAAGUAUGCAGGUUGAAAGGAAUGAAUAAAGCCGAAUAUUUAGAGCGCUUGACGCAUUUAGGACUUUUAUGAAUAAGCAUAGUUAGGGAAUCUAGGUUGAAUAAAGGCUGCAAAGGGACAGCGCUUGUUGUAAGACCGUAAGGAUAUCCUAUCGCCUUUAGUAGUUCUACCGACAGCAAUAUACAGCAUUAAAAUCAAGAUGGAUUUAGGAGUUAUACUUCUUGCAACGUGUAUGUUAGGAAACUUUCUCUUGGUUGUUGGUAGCUCUGCCCCGCGAGCAGUCGUUGAAACUUUGCUUACAGACAUCGAGACAGCUGUUCCAAUCUACAAACAUAUCGGUUCCAUAUGGGAGCCUGUAUCUCCAAAGGAAGACUUCUAUAUACUCGGUCAAGCAGUGAGAACGACUGUCCUUAGACCGCCUAAAGAUUUCCAACUGAUUGUGGGAAGGUCGGUGAAUAGAAGCUUAGCCGAACCUCUAGACUUCGACCACCCAUGGACGAUUACACCAGGAAAACUAAUAGUAUGGAGAAUGAAUUGUCCGUUCGGAUAUGUCAGCCUCGGUGACAUUGCGAGCAAAUCAAGAAAACCAGAUGUAACGAAAUACAGAUGCGUUAUAAAAGAUGCGACUGUUCCAGCUAUUCGGGGAUUAGUUGUACACUCGGAUCCCAACGGAGAUCACGUGAUGAGAUAUGUAGGACUAACCGCUGGGUGGCGCAGCCCGUUUUUUCUCAUCGAGUAUCUAACGUCACAUAUACAAACUGGCUUCUAUUCAUUGAGGGAAUUAUACACAGCACCUACACCGAUGCCCGGGGAGGAAACAACAAUCAAGACAGAGACAACGACGGUUGAAACCAGCACGCAAGUUAAAGGGAAUAAAACUAAGAACCAGAACACCAACCUACAAUCAAAUCCCCCAACCACAACUAUUCUAAUCAUAUUCGGUUGUUUGUUGGGGUUCGUGUUCAUUCUAUUUCUGACAUGGGUUGCUUAUUUUUGUGCAAGGAAACACAAAACAUGCGGUUACACCAAGGGAAAAGAAACUGGGGAUAUGGCGCUAUCUAGCGGCGACUCUGCAAGGGCUACUAACGGUACAGAAUAUUCAUACGCUGCCGAUUUGCACACAAGUGACCUGCAAGACGACGAUUACUCUACCAUACCACAAGUACCUAUGGCUAAUAACUUGGAGAUGCGGAGAAAUGUAUUGUACGAGCCAAGCACAGACUUUCACAUGGUUCCUAAUGUAAUAUACAACGGAAAUCGACCGCAGUUGGUUUUUGGACCAAGUAACAAUCCAAAUGAAACACUAAUGAACAAUCCACAAGAUAAUAUUUACGCAGUUGCCACGUAAGUUAUGAUGGCAGUUGCCACGUAAGUUAUGAUGGCAGUUGCCACGUAAAUUGUGAGGUAUAGUUACCACCAAUACCACGUAAACUAUAAUGGCGCUUGCCAUGUAAACUACGAUGCUAACAGUUGCCACGUAAACUUUGGUUAUAGUUGCCACGUAAACCAUGAUGGCAUAUCUAUGGCAUUACCACGUUAUGUUUACGCUCUUUUAAGAAGUUAGUUUACGUUGAUAUUAUGAGGUUACAAUUGAUUUAUUUUGUACGUUUUAUGUGUUGAGUAAAAAGAAAGAGACUGUUGAUUGCGAGUUUA
This is a messenger RNA of Ciona intestinalis (vase tunicate), 1866 nucleotides long. The record is from RefSeq and is a predicted model, not a curated record. NCBI's taxonomy places the organism in Eukaryota, Metazoa, Chordata, Ascidiacea, Phlebobranchia, Cionidae.